AUGUCGUCGGAGCUUGCUUCCGUCGAAAAUGUCGUCGGAGGUGAAACUCAAACCCCCAAUAUAGGUUUUACCUUCUAUUGCAGAGUUGCGAAGAAAUUAUUUGGCUCGACCGAACCAGUUCGUCGUGUUCUUCAAAGGUCAUUCGAACAAAUCAUGCCUGGACAAAAGAUCGAAACAGGUCACACAGACACAAUCCACGAUGUAUCCAUGGAUUAUUACGGAAAACGGAUCGCAUCCGCUUCAUCAGAUGCAACAAUCAGAAUAGCCGGUGUAACCACCGGUUCAAACUCGCACCCUCUCGCCAUUCUAACCGGUCACAACGGUCCAGUCUGGCAGGUGGCAUGGGCCCACCCCAAAUUCGGGUCAAUUCUCGCAUCAUGUUCAUAUGACGGAUCCGUAAUCGUUUGGAGAGAAGGUAACUUAAACGAAUGGACACAAGCCCACACUUUCACUGACCACAAAUCAUCCGUAAACUCAAUCGCGUGGGCCCCACACGAGCUGGGUCUUUGUUUAGCAUGCGGGUCAUCUGACGGGUCCAUCACGGUCCAAACCGUCAGGUCAGAUGGCGGUUGGGACACGUCACGGAUUGACCAAGCUCACCCAACAGGGGUGACCUCGGUCACCUGGGCGCCAUCAAUGGCGCCCGGGGCGUUAAUCGGGUCAGGUGUAUUUGACCCGGUUCAGAAGCUGGCUUCCGGUGGGUAUGAUAAUUUGGUCAAAGUGUGGAAGUUGACUGAUGGGUCAUGGAAAAUGGAUUGUUUUCCUGCCCUUCAGAUGCAUAGUGAUUUGGUGAGGGAUGUUGCUUGGGCACCUAAUUUGGGUCUUCCAAAGUCAACGAUUGCAAGUUGUUCACAGGAUGGGACUGUUGUGGUGUGGACUGUGGGGAAAGAAGGUGAGCAGUGGAAGGGUAUUGUGUUAAAUGACUUUAAGGCCCCUGUGUGGAGGGUGUCAUGGUCUCUUACUGGAAACCUGUUGGCUGUUGCUGCUGGUGAUAAUAAUGUCACUUUGUGGAAAGAAGCUGUUGAUGGAGAGUGGCAACAGGUGACGACUGUUGAAUAGAAUGUUACAUUGGGUGUAUUUUUGGAUUAUUGGGAAGGAUUUUAUGUGAUUAGGUAAUGUAACGUACGGCAGAAUUGAUGAUUAUAUUGGUUCUAAAACUUUGGUUUUUAUGAUUCGGAUUUUUAAGAUGAUGUUGUUGAUUGCUAC
This is a messenger RNA of Lactuca virosa, 1206 nucleotides long. Lineage: Eukaryota; Viridiplantae; Streptophyta; Magnoliopsida; Asterales; Asteraceae. The record is from the annotation of a GenBank genome assembly.